Molecule: messenger RNA, 429 nt
Organism: Cylindrotheca closterium
Lineage: Eukaryota; Bacillariophyta; Bacillariophyceae; Bacillariales; Bacillariaceae
Source: the annotation of a GenBank genome assembly
AUGCUGCAGCCCAAUGUGAGGACGACGAGGGAACCACUACAAAGAGAAGGAGAUCCAGUGGUCGUGGUGGCAAUAUAUAGUCCUAGCCCCCGAUUCAACAAGUCGACAAACAAGGGUGAAAAUUGGAAUGCAAAGAAGGUAAAGGAUCUGAAGCACUUUCUUGCCAUCGUGCGGGUAGUCGGAGCUGCCGAGUCGAUUGACGAACCUGGCUUUGGGGAGGUUUUCAAGAAUGCUUUGGAGACGGAUCCAAAUGACAUGGACCUAGAACCUAUUCCCUGUGAUCCAAAGCAGCGCUCGUGGAAUGAUACCAUAACGAUCAUGAAACGAUUGCAUGGUUGCACCCAUGGCUCACUAUUUGGUGUCAUUGAACAGCAUAUCGAGGCAGAUAAGCAUGAGCUGAUGAAUAUUUUUGCCCAAGGCAGAGCUUGA